Molecule: messenger RNA, 2440 nt
Organism: Coregonus clupeaformis (lake whitefish)
Lineage: Eukaryota; Metazoa; Chordata; Actinopteri; Salmoniformes; Salmonidae
Product: leishmanolysin-like peptidase
Exons: 17
Coding region: 245-2233 (662 amino acids)
Biological process (GO): cell adhesion; proteolysis
Cellular component (GO): cytoplasm; membrane
Molecular function (GO): metalloendopeptidase activity
Source: RefSeq, a predicted model, not a curated record
CACAGAUAGAACAAUGAUCUUUGGCAGGGUUAGUUAUAAAAAAUAUUGGGCUAAACUAAAGGCUAAAGCUAGCAAGUAAUACACGGGUAAAUUGCAUUGGGUGGGUUUCGCCGGCCUAAUGUGGAAUAAUAAGAUGUAUACCUAUCAAUAACAUAGUGGUGGAGCGGAAUAGUUCCGUCUGUGAGUUGUGAUUAUGUAGACAGCGAUGAAUGAAACGAGUUGAAUCACGACUGUCGCUGGACAUAUGAUGGCGACGGAGCUGAGAGGCUUUUGGAAGCUGUUUGGGUCACUGAGACGUAUUUACACUUUCUCUCUUCUAUUUUUGUUUGUGCAUUGUCAUACGUGUAAACAUCAAGUCCCAUCUCUAUCGGAGGUUGUCCAUAAAGUAUAUCUGAAGUCGGAAAGAUUAACCAAAAGAAGCUCUGAUCAACAAUUAAAGAUACAAAUAAUUUAUGAUUCAAGUGUGGACAAGUUAACCUCAGAUAAAAGAAGACUUGUGAAGGAUAAACUUUUUCCACAAGCAAUUGAUUAUUUACAGAAGGUUUUUCAGGUUCGCCGGAAAGCAGGGCCUAUACUACUCAGCAGACAAUGUGUGACCAAUCAGUAUCUGAGGAAGAAAGAUGACCCUCACCGCUACUGCCAGGGAUCAUGUGCAGACAUCACAAAGUGUGGACCCGUCAUUGUUCCUGAGCAUCAUCUGCAGCAAUGCAAGGUGUGCAGCGAGACAGGGAGGUCGUGUGGCUCGGCAGGGCCUCUGGAUGGGAAGGGGGUGGAGGGGGCUGACUUUGUCCUCUAUGUCAGCGGGGUGACUACAGAACGCUGUGGACAGGAGAAUAUUGUGGCCUACGCUGCAUACUGUCAACUGGAGUCUGAGCUGGACAGACCCAUUGCUGGAUAUGCCAACCUGUGCCCCAAUAUGAUAUCCACCCAACCUCAGGAGUUUGAGAGCAUGCUGUCAACCGUCAAACACGAAAUCAUACAUGCCCUGGGUUUUUCAGCAGGGCUGUUUGCAUUUUAUCAUGAUUAUAAUGGCAAGCCAUUGACACCUCGGUUUGCAAGUGGACUACCAGCAUUCAACGAGAGUUUAGGCCUGUAUCAAUGGAGUGAUGCAGUGAUACGUAGAGUGACUCGAUUAUGGGACAUCCGUGGUGGCGUGAUGGUCCGUCAUGAAGUGCAUCUUCUAGUGACACCGCGUGUUGUGGAGGAGGCGAGGAGACACUUUGGCUGUCCCAUUCUGGAGGGUAUGGAGCUGGAGAACCAGGGAGGGUUGGGUACUGAGCUGAACCACUGGGAGAAGAGGCUACUAGAGAAUGAAGCUAUGACUGGAUCGCACACACAAAACAGGGUGUUUUCUAGGAUCACCUUGGCCAUCAUGGAAGACACAGGUUGGUACAGAGCCAACUAUAGCAUGGCAGAGAGGCUGGACUGGGGCAAGGGCCUGGGCUGUGACUUUGUGAUGAAGAGCUGUAAAUUCUGGAUUGAAAGGCAACGUCAGAGUCGUAAAGUGGUGACCCCUUACUGUGACACGGUGCGGGCCACACCCCUCCAGCUCACCUGCAGGCAGGACCAGCUGGCUGUGGCCGUCUGCAACCUGCAGAAGUACCCUCAGGACCUACCCCUGGACUACCAGUACUUUGACCAUAUCCCUGAUGUCUCUGUGAGGGACGUUGCCUCCUACGGUGGAGCUGUGGAGAUCGCUGACUACUGUCCCUUCAGCCAGGAGUUCAGCUGGCACCUGAGCGGAGAGUACCAACGCAACUCCUACUGCAGGGUCCAGGAGAACCAGCCCGAUUCGUGGAGGAACUACGGAGCUGAGCAGUAUGGUCCAGACUCCGUGUGUCUGUACCAGAAGACAGCCUUCGUCAUGGAGCAGUGUACCAGGCGCAUGACCUACCCUGACUGGGGAAGUGGCUGUUAUAAGAUGUCUUGCUCUACCCAGGGUCUGACAGUAUGGGUGCAGGACACUGCGUUUCAGUGUGUGCGUACGGGUCAGCUGCUGAGCGUCAGCGUGCGUGUUAAUGACUGGGUCUACAACGGGGUUCUCGUCUGUCCUGCCUGCUCAGACUUAUGUAGCGCCUGCCCUCUACCACAACAGCUCCCGCCCCUCAAUAGUACCAGGAGAGUUUCUAUUGAUCCGUGCUCCAGUUCCUCCAGCUUAGUGGUAACUCUGAGGCUUCUACUGUUCAACCUCAUCCCUCUGCUAGCUGGAUUUAUCCUGUGUGUGCAGAACUGACUGACUGACUGGGUGGGUGGGUGGUUGACUGACUGAUUGACUGACUGGUUGACUGACUGACUGACUGGGUGGGUGGCUGACGGGCUGACUGACUGACUGACUGAAAGGUUCUCUGCCUGGGGCUGUGUCCCAGAUGACACCCUAUUCCCUACAUAGUGCACUACCUGUGAUGGGCCUAUUGACUGACUGACUGACUGACUGGGUGGG